GGCGGCAGCGCCGGGUAAAGUCCGAGGCGGGGGAGGGGCUCGAGGGCCGGCGGCUGCAGCUGGCCAAGGCAGACGGGCCGGGUCUCAGGAGGUGGGCACCGGGUUCCCGCAGGCGGCCUGGCGGGCGGCAUCGAAAUCUGCAUCACGUUCCCCACCGAGUACGUGAAGACGCAGCUGCAACUGGACGAGCGCUCGCACCCGCCUCGGUACCGGGGCAUCGGGGACUGCGUGAGGCAGACGGUCCGCAACCAUGGCGUCCUGGGCCUGUACCGCGGCCUCAGCUCCCUGCUCUACGGCUCCAUCCCCAAGGCGGCCGUCAGGUUCGGAAUGUUCGAGUUCCUCAGCAACCACAUGCGGGACGCCCAGGGGCGGCUGGACAGCACGCGCGGGCUUCUGUGCGGCCUGGGCGCCGGUGUGGCUGAGGCCGUGGUGGUCGUGUGUCCCAUGGAGACCAUCAAGGUGAAGUUCAUUCAUGACCAGACCUCCCCCAACCCUAAGUACAGAGGGUUCUUCCAUGGGGUCAGGGAGAUUGUGCGGGAACAAGGGCUGAAGGGGACGUACCAGGGCCUCACAGCCACUGUGCUGAAGCAAGGCUCAAACCAGGCCAUCCGCUUCUUUGUCAUGACCUCCCUGCGCAACUGGUAUCGAGGGGACAACCCUAACAAACCCAUGAACCCACUGAUCACUGGGGUCUUCGGAGCUAUUGCGGGUGCAGCCAGUGUCUUUGGGAACACACCUCUGGACGUGAUCAAGACCCGGAUGCAGGGCCUGGAGGCGCACAAAUACCGGAACACAUGGGACUGCGGCCUACAGAUCCUGAGGAAGGAGGGGCUCAAGGCAUUCUACAAGGGCACUGUCCCCCGCCUGGGCCGGGUCUGCCUGGAUGUGGCCAUCGUGUUUAUCAUCUAUGACGAGGUGGUAAAGCUGCUCAACAAAGUGUGGAAGACGGACUAAGCCCAGAGAGUCUGUGUGGUACUGCCCCAGGUGCCUCCAGACCAGCCCUACCCCUCUCCCCUCACGUGACUCGAGUGCAGUCGUGCCAAAAGGCUCCCUUCCCAUGUCCCACAGCUCCAUGGUCUGGUCUGUCCAUUAUGGCCAUCAAGUCCAUGUGUUUCAUAGUGCCAUGUCUCCCCUGUGGUCUCGAUGUGACACCACCAUGGUGUCCUCGUGUCUGGCCCUGCCACGGCUGGGUGUCCCUCUGGUCUGUGAAUCUGUGCCCACUUGUCCCUGUGCUUACUCGUGAGUCCUGUGCCUGUUUCAUGUUUUGUGUCAUGUGACCCUGUGCCCCAACUCCCAGGGUGCCUGUGUGGCCUGGGUCCACAGCCCUGUAGCCAUGUCCCGGUCCCAGUCUGGUGCCUUCCACCCUGGGCAGCAGGGGCACCCUGCCCCAGCCUACCACAGCUGCCUCCGGGCCUCAGCCUGGCCUCACUGCAUUCCAGGGGCUGCAUGCCCCCCGCUUCUCCCGCCAUUGGCCUUAACUGGCCCUCGGGCCCUCUCUCCGCCCGGGACAGGGUGGCACCUGCCACUCUCAGGACCACCCUGGCAAGACAGAAUAAACCGGAUCCUGUUUAU
This is a messenger RNA of Galeopterus variegatus (Sunda flying lemur), 1572 nucleotides long. RefSeq names its product solute carrier family 25 (mitochondrial carrier; citrate transporter), member 1 (gene SLC25A1). Gene Ontology annotation, biological process: mitochondrial citrate transmembrane transport. Bases 328 to 954 code for a protein of 208 amino acids. The record is from RefSeq and is a predicted model, not a curated record. NCBI's taxonomy places the organism in Eukaryota, Metazoa, Chordata, Mammalia, Dermoptera, Cynocephalidae. The transcript has 8 exons.